Messenger RNA from Bicyclus anynana (squinting bush brown), 36432 nucleotides. RefSeq names its product titin. Gene Ontology annotation, biological process: axonogenesis; regulation of microtubule depolymerization; microtubule cytoskeleton organization. Gene Ontology annotation, molecular function: actin binding; microtubule binding. The coding region runs from base 111 to 32711 and encodes 10866 amino acids. The record is from RefSeq and is a predicted model, not a curated record. Gene Ontology annotation, cellular component: cytosol; microtubule; microtubule associated complex. The transcript is spliced from 9 exons. NCBI's taxonomy places the organism in Eukaryota, Metazoa, Arthropoda, Insecta, Lepidoptera, Nymphalidae.
CGGGCGCCGGGAGAUUGAAGGCAUUCCGUGCGGAGUUCUCGUCCGAGGUGGUCGUUCCGUUCCCUGCACCGGGCGAUCCGUCGGCGAACGCGCCGGCGCCGCCGUCGGCGAUGGAACACGACGAGGACAAGUCCCUCUCGCUGGGGACGGAGGUGUCGGCCUCCGUGCCCCCGCCGAGUCCUCUCACGGGCUGCUACCUGCUGGCCGUCGUCGGCGAGCCUCACACUCACGAGCACAAGGAGAUCAUCCUGCAGCGCCUCGUCAAAGGGCUGCUGUCAUGGGACUCCGGCGAGCACCAGGUCGACCUGGAGAAGGAGCUAGCCACCCUCUCGGCUCAGGCACCCGAGGGGGAGGAAGCCAGAUAUGGCGAGCGACUGAUCCAGUACGCGUCGGAGAACCUGGUGACAGAGAUCCUGAUCCACCCGCAGAUGAACACGCUGAUGCAGUGCAUGAGGAACCUGCUCAGCUCCUUCACCCGCCACCGCCACCUGCUGCACGCGGGGUACACCUUCGCCGGCAACGGCUCAUGGAUUAUGCAAGACGGGACAUUCUCCCUCUCGGACUUUACUGACGCCUACCAAGAGAACGAGGUGCAGCGCGUGGUGCGCGCCUACGAGAACUCCAUUUCCAUCGACAUCCACUGCUCCGGCGCCGGCGAGUGGCACAAGCUGCCCUCCAUGCCCUUCGCCAAGCACUGCAAGAUCCGCGUCAACCCCACGGACAUACUCGACUCUGGCUCGCAAGCCAUCAAGGACUUUAUCGCAUACCUGGACCCAUUCGUGGUGCCCGCCAACCUCGAGCAGCUGCUGGUGCCCAGCGACGUGGUGGGCAACAUCCGCUUCAGCCACCCCACCCUCUACGUAUUCCCGGGGGGGCAGGGCGACGCCGCGCUCUUCGGCAUCAAUGGAUUUAACAUGUUAGUUGACGGCGGGUUCUCUCGCAAGGCGUGCUGGUGGGACUUUGCACGGCAUCUAGACCGUCUGGACGCGGUGCUGUUCACGCGCAUCAACAACUGCUCGGUGUCGGGCAUGGCGUCCGUGCUGCAUCGCAAGGCGGCCGCGAGCGUCUACCCACAGAUCGGACACUUCUUCUGCAACCUUGAAGAACGCCGCGCGCUGGCCAGCCCAGACGGCGACAAAGACUCGGAUCCUCUGCUGGUCUCCCUGCUGCAGACCGGCUCCGACAUGAUGACUGACCUCCGCCACCUCAACCUGAAGCCACAACUGUGCUACAGAAGUCCGGACCCCAUCAACCUGUACCAUAAAGUUGGACAUGGAACACUAGAUAUGUAUGUCCUCAAUCCGUCCAAGGACUCAAAAUAUGUUCGUGAGUUUCUCAAGAGAUGGCAUAACAGUGAACAGAAAUUAUUUGAAGGGGCUAGUAUAUCUGGACAGUUUAAUUUUCCUAUUCCCAAUUUAGUGUCAAUAUGUGCUCUGUUAGUGUGGAGGCCGGCAAACCCAGACGACACGAUCACUAGAUUAAUGUUCCCAGGAUCCACUCCCCAACACAAAAUAUUUGAAGGACUAGAAAAGUUAAGGCAUUUGGAAUUCCUUCAGCACCCUACAUAUACAGGACGACAGAUGACACCCGCACCAGUGCCACCGUCUACUGUGACAACGGUUAAACAAACAAAACAAACAAAAGUCAGUAAAGAGAGAAGUAUUGUUUCCGAAAAGAAAGAAGAAAAGACGCACGACACAGAACCCAUGCUGCCUAAAGUUAUAAAAGACGAAACAGAUUCAAAAAAUAUUAUUGAUAAUAAGUUAUUAAGUGAACUUGUAGAUGGUUAUGAUAAAAAAAUUGAGUCAGUUUUCCAAGAUGCUAUUACUGCUAGAGUAGAUACCAAAUUAGAUGAUAGAUUUGCUCACUAUGAGAGCACUGUAUUAGAUGGUUUACCAAAAAAGAAAGAAACAAAGAAAAUUUCGACUGAUAAAAAAAUAAAACGUACUGAUAAGACUGAUGAUGUAAGAGACCCUACUAUUAAAUCUACUGAAUUAAGAAAACCUGAAACUGAAAAACAAUUAAAACCUGAACAAAAGAAAAAACCUGAGAAAGCAAAAAGUGAUACAACAACUCUUCCAAUAACAAAAAGUAAAAUUUCCGCACGGCCCAGUCUAAAAAUAAGUGACAAAAAAAUAACAACAACUGACAAAAAAGGAACUCUUGACGAUAAAAAAUCUCCUCCUGCGACGCCGAAAAAAUUGUUAGACAUGAAAACAGUGCCUACUCCGGUACUCGCAAAAGAUAAAAUGAAGGUUAGAACUAGAAAAGUAAGCCCAAGCAGCACACCAGCAAAAAGCACAAAAGAAGCAAAUAAUCGACGAGUUGUUGAAUCUAAAUAUAAACAAGCUUCGCCAAAACGGGACAUGACUCAAAAAGCACAAGAUAAAAAAGAAAUUAAAACAAAACGAGAACCCAUUUCUCGUAGACCCAGGCCUUUAGCAUCACCUAUUAAAGGAAUAAAAGCACUUAAAAGUCCAUCUAAAUCAAUGAAAAGUAUGAAAGCUGAUACAUCAAAAAUAAAAGGUCUUCAGAGAGUCAAUUAUGAAGACAUACUAAAGGAAGCUAAAAAAUCAGACGAAGAUACUUCUAAGUCAUUAGACGAUAUUAAGCAGCAAGAAUUAGAUGAACGAGAAGAACAAGAAAUUGUUAGAGAAAUUGAAGCUGUAUUUAAUAGAGAUAGUGAAGCUGAGGAAAAACAUGAAUUUGUCGGAAGGUCUGAUAUAGAAAAAAUAACAUGUUUAUUAGAUGACGCUAAAACAGAAACAAUUGCUGAUGGUGAAUUUGAAGAAGAAUAUCUUAUCAUAGAAAAGGAAGAAUUAGACCAAUAUACCGAAGAAUCUAUUGCUGAUAAAGAAAGUAUACAUGACAUUGAAGAUGAACUUCAAAAGCAUAUAAAAGAUAAAGAAGAAUCAGAAAAAAGAAAAGUAACUGAAGAACCUGUAAAAGAACAAAGAGAUUAUUUAAAAGAAAAAGUAAAAUCUGAAAUAUCCAUUGAUAAAGAAACUAAAGAAACUGAAUCAAAGGAGCAAUCUGUAAGUGUAGAAGAAAAACAAGAUAUCAGUAGUGAAAAGAAAACUUCUGAUAGUAAAAGUGGUAUAAUCAAACCCAAAGAUUCCCUAGAAAAUAUCUUACAAGAAUCACAUCCCGAUGAAAAAAUGUCUACGACUAUCGAAUCAGGUGCAACAACAGCCCCCACUCUCCCUGAAGAUGAACGCAUUCCUUUAGAUGAUAUAAAAGAAGACUUCCAAGUUGAAGAGAAACAUGUUAAAGAAGAUACAAAGGAAAGUUUGCACCCUCCUACACUGAUUGAUCUCCACAAGCCUUUAUCUACUGAAAAAAGUCAUAAAAUAGAAGCUCAGCCUGCACCUUUAAGAGAAAUUGUCAAAACGCCAGAUGAAGUUGCUGAUUUACCCUUACACGAAGAAGUGGACUAUCGUACCUAUGAAGAUAAAAAAACCCCAAGUGAAGAUGAUUACAAACGGAAACUUGACAUUGGGUUUGAUCAUGAAAUUAAAGUACCGAAAAAUUUGCCGCUGUUUGAUAAAGACUCAGUGGUGCCAUUGAAGGAAAUGAAAAAUAUUGAAAGUAUAAUUGUUAAGACUGUUCAGCGUCCAUCACAUGCCGAAUUAGUUACCGUUACUCCUGGCUCAGCGCCGGAGUCGCCAAUGUAUCAUGACCAAAUAAAAAUGUCUAUUAUCUCUGGACAAGAAUUAGAACCAGUCAAAGAGUACGACGAUGCUUCCUUUAAUUAUGGUCAGUAUACAGAGAAGUUAAGAGAAACUCACAUUACAACUGUCCAUUCUCCGAUCAAAGAUGAUUUAAUUGGAAUAGAAGAAAAAGCUACUAUGCCUGAAAAAAUUCCAUCAAUACCAGAAGACGUUGAAAAAGAAAUAGAAGAAGCUGGUAAAUUAGACACAUCAGAAAAACCUCUCUUAAGUCCUAAAGAUGUUGAAAAAAUUGUAGCCGAUGUUGCUGAAGUGCUAAAGUCUGAUAAAAGUUUAGAGGAACUUAUUGCCGAAAAAUCCCCAAUGCUUCGGAAAUCACCUGAAAUAUUUAGUACGUUUACCAAAGAUCAUAGCACAAUACAAGCUGCAAAAAAUAUACUGUAUAGCGAAAUAGAUAAAACUAAGCACCAACAAAAAGAUCUAGUAAUAGACGAUGUUCCAAUUAAACCUAACGAAAAAAUUUUAAAAGACGAAAUGAAACAUAAGCCUUUACAAGAAGCUUCAGAAAAAGAACAAAAAAUUCAAAAAGAAGCAUCUCCUGUAAGAUCGGUAACAUCUGAAGAUAUAAGUGACGUAUCUGAUAAAACUGUUUGGAGUGAAGGUAAAAAAAUCAAACGCGAUAUUAAAGACGAUAAGGAAAAGGAUGAAACUUUAGAUAAAAUAACUUCAACACAAGUUAAUGGGUUCUCUGGUGAUAAAAACAAACACGACGAAAAUAAACAAGUUGAAGAAUCCGGCGGAAUCAUUGAAAAACAACCAGAAAAAAGAUUAAGUGUUACCUUGGAUUCGGCAAAAACAUUAGAAAAGCUUGAAGAAAAAAUAGCGAUUCUAAAGAAAAAAGAAGAUAUGACUUCAGAAAAAGCAAAAUGUUUGAAAACUGAAAUGAAAUUAGACCAAAAAGAUGAUGUUCAAAACUUAACAGAAGAAAAUAUCACCAUCGAAACGUCAAUAUUAAAACAGGAACACGAAAUCUAUCUCAGUAAAGCUCUUGAAAAAGAACCGGCUACUGAGAUUGAAAAACACAUUUCUGAUAAGAAAGAAGAAGUCACAGAUGCCCCAUUAGAUAUAAAUAAAUCUAUAGAAACAUUAAAUGAAUUAUCUAGUCCUGAUAUUAUUCAAGACUUACAAGAUUAUUCAAAACCUGAAGCUAAGCAUGAAAAAAAAUCUUUUAUCGAUUCUGACAAACUUGAUGAUAAGCAAGUAAGUUUAGAAAAGAAAACGACACAACUUCUUGAAGAUGAAGUUAAACUUUCAAAAUUCGAUGGUGAUGAAGGUAAAGGUGCGAAAUCAGAAGAAAAGAAAAAAGAAAGUAAAUCUAUGAUAAGUAGUUUUAUGAAUAAAUUUGAUGAAAAAAUUAGCAGAGCUAAAGAGUUGUUUACUAAAAAACCUGAAAAAAGUGUUGAACAACCUGAUGCUUUAGAAACAAAAGUAUCUCCGACUAAAUUAGACACUCACACUUCAGAAUUGAAAUAUGAAGAUAAAAUUCCUGAACUUGAAAUCAGUGAUAAAGAGAUUUUAUCAACAGUAAACCAAUAUGAACAGUAUAUGAUAGCGCUCGUUACAACACAAAAAGAUAUUGAAGACGAAAUCAAAAAAUAUACAAUAUUUGGUGAGCCAAAAGAAAAUGUUAACAUAAAAAAAGAAAACCUGACAUUGGAAGAAAAUAUGGUCGUAAGAAUAACUAUCACACGAGUAAUUAUAACGAAAUAUGCAAACUCCCAGGGUGUUGUCCAGAAAAUAAAAUCUGUGACAGUAAUAACAAUAAUGGACAGACAACCUGAUGGAAAAUUUUCAAUAAAGAUGGAUGGUAAUACAACUUUAAGAGAAGUCGAAGAUAUUGAAUCAAACAAAACAAAGGAAUAUAAUAUAGAAGAAGAUACAACAACUGAAGAAAGUGAUGAAGAGCAGAUUAUAAAUAUAAAUGGUCAAGAAGUGACUCAAAAAACAAAUACGAAAACUACAAAAACAAUCCUAAGAAAAUCAAAAAGUCUAAAAAAAAUAGUAAAAACUACUUUAGAAAUAGAUACAAAUAUAAUAUUUAUAAAUAAUUUAAUAGAAAAUAUAAAAACAACAAAACUAUGUAUUUAUGACUUUAACACACCAAAUAAAGAGUUAACCAAUGAAAAAGUCGUAAAAAUCUUUGUUUCGUCUCAAAAAACUGUAAAGGAUGUAACAAAAUCGUUAAUAGAGUUACCGGAUAUAUAUAAAGUGCAAAAGCAAAUAAAAGAACCGACACCAGUGAAAGAAACGAAGAUGCCAAGCCCAGUUAAGGAAGAUGACUUAACACCGGUCACUGAAAAACCUUCAGAAAAAGUACCUAGCCCAGAGAAAGAGGUGCUCAGCUCAGAAAAGCUGGCAGCAAAAGAACCAUCACCAGUAACAGAAACGAAGGCACCAGGCCCUGUGAAAGACAUUUUGAGCUCUGAGAAGCUAUCAGAAAAAGAACCGUCACCAGUGAAAGAAACGAAGGCACCAAGUCCAGUUAAGGAAGAUGACUUGACACCGGUCACUGAAAAACCUUCAGAUAAAGAACCUAGCCCAGCGAAAGAGGUGCCGAGCCCAGAAAAGCUGACAGCAAAAAAACCAUCACCAGUGACAAAAACGAAGGCACCAAGCCCUGAGAAAGACAUUCUGAGCUCUGAGAAGCUAUCAGAAAAAGAACCGUCACCAUUGAAAGAAACGAAGGCACCAAGUCCAGUUAAGGAAGAUGACUUGACACCGGUCACUGAAAAACCUUCAGAUAAAGAACCUAGCCCACCGAAAGAGGUGCUGAGCCCAGAAAAGCUGACAGCGAAAGAACCAUCACUAGUGACACAAACAAAGGCAUCAAGCCCUGAAAAAGACAUUCUGAGCUCUGAGAAGCCAUCAGAAAAAGAACCGUCACCAGUGAAAGAAAUUAAGGCGCCAAGCCCAUUUAAAGAAGAUGACUUGACACCGGUCACUGAAAAACCUUCAGAAAAAGAACCUAGCCCAGCGAAAGAGGUGCUGAGCCCAAAAAAGCUGGCAGCAAAAGAACCAUCACCAGUGACAGAAACGAAGGCAACAAGCCCUGUGAAAGACAUUUUAAGCUCUGAGAGGCCAUUAGAAAAAGAACAGUCACCAGUGAAAGAAAUUAAGACGCCAAGCCCAGUUAAUGAAGAUGACUUGACACCGGUCUCUGAAAAACCUUCAGAAAAAGAAUCUAGCCCGGCGAAAGAGGUGCUGAGCCCAGAAAAGCUGGCAGCAAAAGAACCAUCACCAGUGACAGAAACGAAGGCACCAAGCCCUGUGAAAGACAUUCUAAGCUCUGAGAGGCCAUUAGAAAAAGAACCGUCACCAGUAAAAGAAACGAUGGCACCAAGCCCAGUUAAGGAAGAUGACGUGACACCGGUCACUGAAAAACCUUCAGAAAAAGAACCUAGCCCAGCGAAAGAGGUGCUGAGCCCAGAAAAGCUGGCAGCAAAAGAACCAUCACCAGUGACAGAAACGAAAGCACCAAGCCCUGUAAAAGACAUUCUGAGCUCUAAGAAGCUAUCAGAAAAAGAACCGUCACCAGUGAAAGAAACGAUGGCACCAAGCCCAGUUAAGGAAGAUGACGUGACACCGGUCACUGAAAAACCUUCAGAAAAAGAACCUAGCCCAGCGAAAGAGGUGCUGAGCCCAGAAAAGCUGGCAGAAAAAGCACCAUCACCAGUGACAGAAACAAAGGCACCAAGCCCUGAGAAAGACAUUUUGAGCCCAGACAAACCAUUAGAAAAAAAACCAUCACCAGUAAAAGAAACGAAGGCGCCAAGCCCAGUUAAGGAAGAUGACUUAACACCGGUCAUUGAAAAAUCUUUAGAAAAAGAACCUAGCCCAGCGAGAGAGGUGCUGAGCCCAGAAAAGCUGGCAGCAAAAGAACCAUCACCAGUGACAGAAACGAAGGCACCAAGCCCUGUGAAAGACAUUUUAAGCUCUGAGAAGCUAUCAGAAAAAGAACAGUCACCAGUAAAAGAAACGAUGGCACCAAGCCCAGUUAAGGAAGAUGACGUGACACCGGUCACUGAAAAACCUUCAGAAAAAGAACCUAGCCCAGCGAAAGAGGUGCUGAGCCCAGAAAAGCUGGCAGCAAAAGAACCAUCACCAGUGACAGAAACGAAGGCACCAAGCCCUGUGAAAGACAUUCUGAGCUCUGAGAGGCUAUCAGAAAAAGAACCGUCACCAGUGAAAGAAAUUAAGACACCAAGCCCAGUUAAAAAAGAUGACGUGACACCGGUCACUGAAAAACCUUCAGAAAAAGAACCUAGCCCAGCGAAAGAGGUGCUGAGCCCAGAAAAGCUGGCAGCAAAAGAACCAUCACCAGUGACAGAAACGAAGGCACCAAGCCCUGUGAAAGACAUUCGGAGCUCUGAAAGGUUAUCAGAAAAAGAACCGUCACCAGUGAAAGAAACGAGGGCACCAAGUCCAGUUAAAAAAGAUGACUUGACACCGGUCACUGAAAAACCUUCAGAUAAAGAACCUAGCCCAGCGAAAGAGGUGCUAAGCCCAGAAAAGCUGACAGCGAAAGAACCAUCACCAGUGACAGAAACGAAGGCACCAAGCCCUGUGAAAGACAUUCUAAGCUCUGAGAAGCUAUCAGAAAAAGAACAGUCACCAGUAAAAGAAACAAUGGCACCAAGCCCAGUUAAGGAAGAUGACGUGACACCGGUCACUGAAAAACCUUCAGAAAAAGAACCUAGCCCAGCGAAAGAGGUGCUGAGCCCAGGAAAGCUGGCAGAAAAAGAACCAUCACCAGUGACAGAAACAAAGGCACCAAGCCCUGAGAAAGACAUUUCGAGCCCAGACAAACCAUUAGAAAAAGAACCAUCACCAGUGAAAGAAACGAAGGCGCCAAGCCCAGUUAAGGAAGAUGACUUGACACCGGUCAUUGAAAAAUCUUUAGAAAAAGAACCUAGCCCAGCGAGAGAGGUGCUGAGCCCAGAAAAGCUGACAGCAAAAAAACCAUCAGCAGUGACAGAAAUAAAGGCAUCAAGCUCUGAGAAAGACAUUCUGAGCUCUGAGAAGCUAUCAGAAAAAGAACCGUCACCAGUGAAAGAAAUUAAGACGCCAAGCCCAGUUAAAGAAGAUGACUUGACACCGGUCACUGAAAAACCUUCAGAAAAAGAAUCUAGCCCAGCGGAAGAGAUGCUGAGCCCAGAAAAUCUGGCAGCAAAAGAACCGUCACUAGUGACAGAAACGAAGGCACCAAGCCCCGUGAAAGACAUUCUAAGCUCUGAGAGGCCAUUAGAAAAAGAACCGUCACCAGUAAAAGAAACGAAGGUACCAAGUCCAAUUAAGGAAGAUGACUUGACACUGGUCACUGAAAAACCUUCAGAUAAAGAACCAAGCCCAGCGAAAGAGGUGCUGAGCCCAGUAAAGCUGGCAGCAACAGAACUAUCACCAGUGACAGAAACGAAGGCACCAAGCCCUGUGAAAGACAUUCUGAGCUCUGAGAAGCCAUCAGAAAAAGAACCAUCACCAGUGAAAGAAACGAGGGCACCAAGUCCAGUUAAAGAAGAUGACUUGACACUGGUCACUGAAAAACCUUCAGAAAAAGAACCUAGCCCAGCGAAAGAGGUGCUAAGCCCAGAAAAGCUGACAGCGAAAGAACCAUCACCAGUGGCAGAAACAAAGGCACCAAGCCCUGAGAAAGACAUUCAGAGCUCUGAGAGGCCAUUAGAAAAAGAACAGUCACCAGUAAAAGAAACGAUGGCACCAAGCCCAGAUAAGGAAGAUGACAUGAAACCGGUCACUGAAAAACCUUCAGAAAAAGAACCUAGCCCAGCGAGAGAGGUGCUAAGCCCAGAAAAGCUGACAGCGAAAGAACCAUCACCAGUGAUAGAAACGAAGGCACCAAGCCCUCUGAAAGACAUUCUGAGCUCAGAGAAGCUAUCAGAAAAAGAACCGUCACCAGUGAAAGAAAUUAAGACGCCAAGCCCAGUUAAAGAAGAUGACUUGACACCGGUCACUGAAAAACCUUCAGAAAAAGAAUCUAGCCCAGCGAAAGAGGUGCUGAGCCCAGAAAAGCUGGCAGCAAAAGAACCAUCACCAGUGACAGAAACGAAGGCACCAAGCCCUGUGAAAGACAGUCUAAGCUCUGAGAGGCCACUAGAAAAAGAACAGUCACCAGUAAAAGAAACGAUGGCCCCAAGACCAGUUAAGGAAGAUGACGUGACACAGGUCAUUGAAAAACCUUCAGAAAAAGAACCUAGCCCAGCGAAAGAGGUGCUGAGCCCAGAAAAGCUGGCAGCAAAAGAACUAUCACCAGUGACAGAAACGAAGGCACCAAGCCCUGUGAAAGACAUUCUGAGCUCUGAGAAGCCAUCAGAAAAAGAACCGUCACCAGUGAAAGAAAUGAGGGCACCAAGUCCACUUAAGAAAGAUGACUUGACACCGGUCACUGAAAAACCUUCAGAUAAAGAACCUAGCCCAGCGAAAGAGCUGCUGAGCCCAGAAAAGCUGACAGCGAAAGAACCAUCACCAGUGAAAGAAACGAGGGCACCAAGUCCAGUUAAAGAAGAUGACUUGACACCGGUCACUGAAAAACCUUCAGAAAAAGAACCUAGCCCAGCGAAAAAGGUGCUAAGCCCAGAAAAGCUGACAGCGAAAGAACCAUCACCAGUGGCAGAAACAAAGGCACCAAGCCCUGAGAAAGACAUUCAGAGCUCUGAGAGGCCAUUAGAAAAAGAACAGUCACCAGUAAAAGAAACGAUGGCACCAAGCCCAGAUAAGGAAGAUGACAUGAAACCGGUCACUAAAAAACCUUCAGAAAAAGAACCUAGCCUAGCGAGAGAGGUGCUAAGCCCAGAAAAGCUGACAGCGAAAGAACCAUCACCAGUGAUAGAAACGAAGGCACCAAGCCCUCUGAAAGACAUUCUGAGCUCAGAGAAGCUAUCAGAAAAAGAACCGUCACCAGUGAAAGAAAUUAAGACGCCAAGCCCAGUAAAAGAAGAUGACUUGACACCGGUCACUGAAAAACCUUCAGAAAAAGAAUCUAGCCCAGCGAAAGAGGUGCUGAGCCCAGAAAAGCUGGCAGCAAAAGAACCAUCACCAGUGACAGAAACGAAGGCACCAAGCCCUGUGAAAGACAGUCUAAGCUCUGAGAGGCCACUAGAAAAAGAACCGUCACCAGUGAAAGAAAUGAGGGCACCAAGUCCACUUAAGAAAGAUGACUUGACAUCGGUCACUGAAAAACCUUCAGAUAAAGAACCUAGCCCAGCGAAAGAGCUGCUGAGCCCAGAAAAGCUGACAGCGAAAGAACCAUCACCAGUGACAGAAACAAAGGCACCAAGCCCUGUGAAAGACAUUCUGAGCUCUGAGAAGCCAUCAGAAAAAGAACCGUCACCAGUGAAAGAAAUUAAGACGCCAAGCCCAGUUAAAGAAGAUGAUUUGACACCGGUCACUGAAAAACCUUCAGAAAAAGAACCUAGCCCAGCGAAAGAGGUGCUGAGCCCAGAAAAGCUGGCAGAAAAAGAACCAUCACCAGUGACAGAAACAAAGGCACCAAGCCCUGAGAAAGACAUUCUGAGCUCUGAGAAACCAUCAGAAAAAGAACCGUCACCAGUGAAAGAAAUUAAGACGCCAAGCACAGUUAAAGAAGAUGACUUGACACCGGUCACUGAAAAACCUUCAGAAAAAGAAUCUAGCCAAGCGAAAGAGGUGCUGAGCCCAGAAAAGCUGGCAGCAAAAGAACCAUCACCAGUGACAGAAACGAAGGCACCAAGCCCUCUGAAAGACAUUCUGAGCUCUGAGAAGCCAUCAGAAAAAGAACCGUCACCAGUGAAAGAAAUGAGGGCACCAAGUCCACUUAAGAAAGAUGACUUGACACCGGUCACUGAAAAACCUUCAGAUAAAGAACCUAGCCCAGCGAAAGAGCUGCUGAGCCCAGAAAAGCUGACAGCGAAAGAACCAUCACCAGUGACAGAAACAAAGGCACCAAGCCCUGUGAAAGACAUUCUGAGCUCUGAGAAGCCAUCAGAAAAAGAACCGUCACCAGUGAAAGAAAUUAAGACGCCAAGCCCAGUUAAAGAAGAUGAUUUGACACCGGUCACUGAAAAACCUUCAGAAAAAGAACCUAGCCCAGCGAAAGAGGUGCUGAGCCCAGAAAAGCUGGCAGAAAAAGAACCAUCACCAGUGACAGAAACAAAGGCACCAAGCCCUGAGAAAGACAUUCUGAGCUCUGAGAAACCAUCAGAAAAAGAACCGUCACCAGUGAAAGAAAUUAAGACGCCAAGCACAGUUAAAGAAGAUGACUUGACACCGGUCACUGAAAAACCUUCAGAAAAAGAAUCUAGCCAAGCGAAAGAGGUGCUGAGCCCAGAAAAGCUGGCAGCAAAAGAACCAUCACCAGUGACAGAAACGAAGGCACCAAGCCCUGUGAAAGACAUUCUGAGCUCUGAGAAGCCAUCAGAAAAAGAACAGUCACCAGUAAAAGAAACGAUGGCCCCAAGCCCAGUUAAGGAAGAUGACGUGACACAGGUCACUGAAAAACCUUCAGAUAAAGAACCUAGCCCAGCGAAAGAGGUGCUAAGCCCAGAAAAGCUGACAGCGAAAGAACCAUCACCAGUGACAGAAACAAAGGCACCAAGCCCUGAGAAAGACAUUCUGAGCUCUGAGAAACCAUCAGAAAAAGAACCGUCACCAGUGAAAGAAAUUAAGACGCCAAGCCCAGUUAAAGAAGAUGAUUUGACACCGGUCACUGAAAAACCUUCAGAAAAAGAACCUAGCCCAGCGAAAGAGGUGCUGAGCCCAGAAAAGCUGGCAGAAAAAGAACCAUCACCAGUGACAGAAACAAAGGCACCAAGCCCUGAGAAUGACAUUCUGAGCUCUGAGAAACCAUCAGAAAAAGAACCGUCACCAGUGAAAGAAAUUAAGACGCAAAGCCCAGUUAAAGAAGAUGAAUUGACACCGGUCACUGAAAAACCUUCAGAAAAAGAACCUAGCCCAGCGAAAGAGCUGCUGAGCCCAGAAAAGCUGGCAGCAAAAGAACUAUCACCAGUGACAGAAACAAAGGCACCAAGCCCUGUGAAAGACAUUCUGAGCUCUGAGAAGCCAUCAGAAAAAGAACCGUCACCAGUGAAAGAAACGAGGGCACCAAGUCCAGUUAAAAAAGAUGACUUGACACCGGUCACUGAAAAACCUUCAGAUAAAGAACCUAUCCCAGCGAAAGAGGUACUAAGCCCAGAAAAGCUGACAGCGAAAGAACCAUCACCAGUGACAGAAACAAAGGCACCAAGCCCUGAGAAAGACAUUCUGAGCUCUGAGAAACCAUCAGAAAAAGAACCGUCACCAGUGAAAGAAAUUAAGACGCCAAGCCCAGUUAAAGAAGAUGACUUGACACCGGUCACUGAAAAACCUUCAGAAAAAGAACAUAGCCCAGCAAAAGAGCUGCUGAGCCCAGAAAAGCUGGCAGCAAAAGAACCAUCACCAGUGACAGAAACGAAGGCACCAAGCCCUGUGAAAGACAUUCUGUGCUCUGAGAAGCCAUCAGAAAAAGAACCGUCACCAGUGAAAGAAACGAGGGCACCAAGUCCAGUUAAAAAAGAUGACUUGACACCGGUCACUGAAAAACCUUCAGAUAAAGAACCUAGCCCAGCGAAAGAGGUGCUAAGCCCAGAAAAGCUGACAGCGAAAGAACCAUCACCAGUGACAGAAACAAAGGCACCAAGCCCUGAGAAAGACAUUCUGAGCUCUGAGAAACCAUCAGAAAAAGAACCGUCACCAGUGAAGGAAAUUAAGAUGCCAAGCCCAGUUAAAGAACAUGACUUGACACCUGUCAUUGAAAAAUCAUCAGGAAAAGAACCUAGCCCAGCAAGAGAGGUGCCGAGCACAGAUAAGCCUUCCGAUGAAAAACCAUCAGCGAUGAUAGAAAUAAAGGUACUAAGCCUUGAGAAAGACAUUCUGAGCUCUGUAAAGCCAUCAGAAAAAGAACCGGCACCUGUAAAAGAAACGAAGACGCCAAGCCCAGCUAAGGAAGUUGACUUGACACCGGUCACUGAGAAAUCUUCAGAAAAAGAACCUAGCCCAGCGAGAGAGGUGCUAAGCCCAGAAAAGCUGACAGCAAAAGAAUCAUCACCAGUGACAGAAACAAGGACACCAAGCCCUGAGAAAGACAUUCUGAGCUCUGAGAAGACAUCAGAAAAAGAACCGUCACCUGUGAAAGAAAUUAAGACGCCAAGCCCUGUUAAGGAAGAUGACAUAACACCGGUCAUUGAAAAAUCUCUAGAAAAAGAACCUAGCCCAGCGAGAGAGGUGCUGAGCCCAGAAAAGUCUUCAGAAGAAGAACCAUCGCCAGUUACCGAAACAAAGGCACUAAGCCCAGUUAAAGAAGAUGACUUGACAUCGGUCACUAAAAAACUUUCAGAAAAAGAACCUAGCCCAGCGCGAGAGAUGCUGAGCCCAGAAAAGCCUUUAAUAGAAGAACCAUCACUGGUGACAGAAACAAAGACAACAAGCCCUGAUAAAGUAGUUCCGAGCCCUGACAAACCAUCAGAAAAAGAACCGUCACCAGUAAAAGAAACGAAGGCGCCUAGCCCAGUUAAGAAAGAUGACUUAACACCGGUAAUUGAAAAAUCUCUAGAUAAAGAACCUAGCCCAGCGAGAGAAAUGCUAAGCCCAGAAAAGCUAACAGAAAAAGAACCAUCGCCAGGGAUAGAAACAAAGGCGCCAAGCCCUGAGAAAGACAUUCUGAGCUCUGAAAGGCCAUUAAAAAAGGAAGCCUUACCAGUCAAAGAAACGAAGGUACCAAGCCCUGUUAAGGAAGAUGACUUGACAUCGGUCACUGGUAAACCUUCAGAAAAAGAAACAUCUCCAGUAAAAAAAUCGAAAGCGCCAAGCCCAGUUAAAAAAGAUGACAUGAAACCGGUCACUGAUAAACCUUCAGAAAAAGAACCUAGCCCAGCGACAGAGGUGCCGAGCCCAGAAAAGCCUUCAAAAAAAGAACCAUCACUGGUAACAGACACAAAGGCAACAAGCCCUGAUAAAGUAGUUCCGAGCCCUGGCAUACCAUCAGAAAAAGAACCGUCACCAGUAAAAGAAACGAAAGCCCCUAGCCCAGUUAAGAAAGAUGACUUGACACCAGUCACUGAAAAAUCCUCAGAAAAAGAACCCAGCCCAGCGAAAGAGGUGUUGAGCCCAGAAAAGCUGGUAGAAAAAGAACUAUCACCAGUGACAGAAACGAAGGCACCAAGCCCUGUGAAAGACAUUCUGAGCUCUGAGAAGCCAUCAGAAAAAGAACCGUCACCAGUGAAAGAAAUGAGGGCACCAAGUCCAGUUAAGGAAGAUGACUUGACAUCGGGCACUGAAAAACCUUCAGAUAAAGAACCUAGCCCAGCGAAAGAUAUGCUGAGCCCAGAAAAGCUGACAGCGAAAGAACCAUCACCAGUGACAGAAACAAAGGCACCAAGCCCUGAGAAAGACAUUCUGAGCUCUAAGAAACUAUCAGAAAAAGAACCGUCACCAGUGAAAGAAACGAGGAAACCAAGUCCAGUUAAAGAAGAUGACUUGACACCGGUCACUGAAAAACCUUCAGAAAAAGAAUCUAGCCCAGCGAGAGAGCUGCUAAGCCCAGAAAAGCUGACUGCAAAAGAAUCAUCACCAGUGACAAAGACACCGAGCCCUGAGAAAGACAUUCUGAGCUCUGAGAAGCCAUCAGAAAAAGAACCGUCACCAGUGAAAGAAAUUAAGACGCCAAGCCCAAUUAAGGAAGAUGACUUGACACGGGUCACUAAAAAACCUUCAGAAAAAGAACCUAGCCCAGUGACAGAGGUACCAAGAUCAGAAAAGCCUUCAAAAGAAGAACCAUCACUAGUAACAGAAACAAAGGCAACAAGCCCUGAUAAAGUAGUUCCGAGCCCUGACAAACCAUCAGAAAAAGAACCGUCACCAAUAAAAGAAACAAAGGCGCCAAGCCCAGUUAAGAAAGAUGACAUAAUACCGGUCAUUGAAAAAUCUCUAGAAAAAGAACCUAGCCCAGCGAGAGAGGUGCUGACCGCAAAAGAACCAUCGCCAGUGAUAGAAAAAAAGGCACCAAGCCCUGAGAAAGACAUUCUGAGCUCUGAAAGGCAAUUAGAAAAAGAACAGUCACCAGUGAAAAAAACGAAGGCACCAAGCCCAGCUAAGGAAGAUGACUUGACACCGGUCACUGAAAAACCCUCAGAAAAAAAACCUUGCCCAGCGAGAGAGGUGCUGAGCCCAGAAAAGCCUUUAAAAGAAGAACCAUCACUAGUAACAGUAACAAAGGCAACAAGCCCGGAUAAAGUAGUUCCGAGCCCUGACAAACCAUCAGAAAAAGAACCGUCACCAAUAAAAGAAACAAAGGCGCCAAGCCCGGUUAAGGAAGAUGAUUUAACACCGGUCAUUGAAAAAUCUCUAGAAAAAGAACCUAGCCUAGCGAGAGAAAAGCUGACAGCAAAAGAACCAUCGCCGGUGGUAGAAAAAAAGGCACCAAGCCCUGAGAAAGACAUUCUGAGCUCUGAGAGGCCAUUAGAAAAAGAACCGUCACCAGUAAGAGAAACGAAGGCACCAAGCCCUGUGAAAGACAUUCUGAGCUCUGAGAAGCCAUCAGAAAAAGAACCGUCACCAGUGAAAGAAACGAAGGCACCAAGUCCAGUUAAGGAAGAUGACUUGACACCGGUCACUGAAAAACCUUCAGAUAAAGAACCUAGCCCAGUGAAAAAGGUGCUGAGCCCAGAAAAGCUAAAAGCAAAAAAACCAUCAGUAGUGACAGAAGUAAAGGCACCAAGCCCUGAGAAAGACAUUCUCAGCUCUGAGAAGCCAUCGGAAAAAGAACCGUCACGAGUGAAAGAAACAAAGACGCCAAGCCCAGUUAAGAAAGAUGAUUUGAUAUGGGGCACUGAAAAACCUUCAAAAAAAGAACCUGGCUCAGCGACAGAAUUACCGAGACCACAAAAGCUUUCAAAAGAAGAACCAUCACUAGUUAUAGAAACAAAGGCAACAAGCCCUGAUAAAACAGUGCCGAGCCCUGACAAACCAUCAGAAAAAGAACCGUCACCAAUAAAAGAAACAAAGGCGCCAAGCCCAGCUAAGGAAGAUGACUUGACACCGGUCACUGAAAAAUCUUCAGAAAAAGAACCUAGCCCAGCAAGAGAGGUGCUGAGUCCAGAAAAGCUGACAGCAAAAGAAUCAUCACCAGUGACAGAAACAAAGACACUGAGCCCUGAGAAAGACAUUCUGAGCUCUGAGAGGCCAUUAGAAAAAGCACUGUCGCCAGUGAAAGAAACGAAGGCUCCAAGCCCAGUUAAUGAAGAUGACUUGACACAGGUCACUAAAAAACCAUUAGAAAAAGCAGCAAGCCCAGCGGGAGAGGUGCAGAGCCCAGAAAAGCCUUCUGAAAAAGAACCAUCACCGGUGAUAGAAACUAAAACACCAAGCCCUGAUAUGGGUGCUCUAAGCUCUGAGAAGUCAUCAGAAAAAGAAACUAGCCCAGCGAGACAGCUGCUAAGCCCAGAAAAGCUUACAGCAAAAGAAUUAUCUCCAGUGACAGAAACUAAGACACCAAGCCCUGAGAAAGAAAUUCUGAGCUCUGAGAGGCCAUUAGAAAAAGAACCGUCACCAGUGAAAGAAACGAAGGCACCAAGCCCUGAGAAAGACAUUCUGAGCUCUGAGAGGCCAUUAGAAAAAGAACCGUCACCAGUGAAAGAAACGAAGGCACCAAGCCCUGUGAAAGACAUUCUGAGCUCUGAGAAGCCAUCAGAAAAAGAACCGUCACAAGUGAAAGAAACUAAGACGCCAAGCCCAGUUAAAGAAGAUGACUUGACACCAGUCAUUGAACAAUUAUCAGAAAAAGAACUUAGCCCAGCGAGAGAAAUGCUGAGCCCAGAAAAGCUGACAGCAAAAGAUCCAUCACCAGUGAUAAAAACAAAGACACCAAGCCCUGAUAAAGACAUUCUGAGCUCUGAGAGGUCAUUAGAAAAGGAACCAUCACCAGUAAAAGAAAUGAUGGCACCAAGCCCUGUUAAGGAAGAUGACUUGACAUCGGUCCCUGAAAAACCUUCAGAAAAAGAACCUAGCCCAGCAAGAGAGGUGCUGAGCCCAGAAAAGCCUUCCGAAAAAGAGCCAUCACCGGUUAUAGAAACUAAGUCACCAAGCCCUGAAAAAGACAUUCUGAGCUCUGAGAGGCCAUCAGAAAAAGAACCGUCACCAGUGAAAGAAAUUAAGACGCCAAGCCCAGUUAAGGAAGAUGACAUGACUCCAGUCAUUGAAAAAUCAUCAGGAAAAGAACCUAGCCCAGCAAGAGAGGUGCCGAGCACAGAUAAGCCUUCAAAAGAAGAACCAUCACUAGUAACAGAAACAAAGGCAUCAAGCCCUGAUAAUGCAGUUUCGAGCCCUGACUUACCAUCAGAAAGAGAACCGUCACCAGUAAAAGAAACGAAGGUGCCAAGUUCAGUUAAGAAAGACGACUUAUCACCGGUCAUUGAAAAAUCUUCAAAAAAAGAAACUAGCCCAGCGAGAGAAAUACUGAGCCCAGAAAAGCUGCCAUCAAAAGAACCAUCACCAGUAAUAGAAAAGAAAGCACCAAGCCCUGAAAAGGACAUUCUGAGCCCAGAAAAACCAUUAGAAAAAGUACCGUCAGCAGUAAAGGAAACGAAGGCGCCAAGCCUAGUUAGGGAAGAUGACUUCACACCAGUCAUUGAAAUACCAUCAGAAAAUGAACCUAGCCCAGCAAGAGAAAUGCUGAGCCCAGAAAAGCUUACAUCAAAAGAACCAUCACCAGUGCCAGAAACAAAAACACCAAGCCCUGAGAAAGACAUUCUAAGCUCUGAGAAGCCAUCAGAAAGACAACCGUCACCAGUAAAAGAAAAGAAGGCGCCAAGUCCAAUUAAGGAAGAGGACCUAAAAUCAGUCGUUGAAAAACCAUCAAUAAAAGAACCUAGCCCAGCGAGAACAGUGUUGAGCCCUGAAAAGUUAACAGAAAAAGAACCAUCGCCAGUGACAGAAAUAAAGGCACCAAGUCCUGAGAAAGACAUUCUAAGCUCUGAGAAGCCAUCAGAAAAAGAACCCUCACAAGUAAAAGAAACAAAGUCGCCAAGUCCAGUUAAGGAAGAUGACUUAAAACCAGUCAUUGAAAAGCCAUCAGAAAAAGAACCUAGCCCAGCCAGAGAAAUACUGAGCCCAGAGAAGCUUACAGCAAAAGAACCAUCACCAGUGAUAGAAACAAAAGAACUAAGCCCUGAGAAGGACAUUCUAAGCCCAGAAAAACCAAUAGAAAAAGAACCGUCUCCAGUAAAGGAAACGAAGGUGCCAAGCUUAGUUACGGAAGAUGACAUAACACCAAUCAUUGAAAUACCAUCAGAAAAAGAACCUAGCCCAGCAAGGGAGGUACCUAGCCUAGAAAAGCUAACAUCAAAAGAACCAUCAACAUUGUCUGAAAUAAAGGCACCAAGCCCUGAGAAAGACAUUCUGAGCUCUGACAAGCCAUCAGAAAAAGAACCGUCACCAGUGAAAGAAAAGAAGGCACCAAGUCCAGUUAAGGAAGAUGAAAAACCAUUAGAAAAAGAACCUAGCCCAGCGAGAGAAGUGCUGAGCCCGAAAAAGCUUACAGAAAAAGAACCAUCGCCCGUGACAGAAACGAAGGCACCAAGCCCAGUUAAAGAAGAUGAUUUGACAUCGGUCACUGAAAAACUUUCAGAAAAAAAAUCUAGCCCAGCGCGAGAGGUGCUGAGCCCAGAAAAGCCUUCAAAAGAAGAACCAUCACUGGUAACAGAAACAAAGGCAACAAGCCCUGAUAAAUUAGUUUCGAGCCCUGACAUACCAUCAGAAAAAGAACUGUCAACAGUAAAAGAAAAAAAGGCACCAAGCCCAGUUAAGGAAGAUGACUUAACACCGAUAAUUGAAAAAUCUUUAAAAAAAGAACCUAGCCCAGUGAGAGAAAUGCUGAGCCCAGAAAAGCUGACGGCAGAAAAACCAUCACCAGUAUCAGAAAUAAAGGCACCAAGCCUUGAGAAAGAUAUUCUGAGCUCUGAGAAGCCAUCAGAGAAAGAACCGUCACCAGUGAUAAAAACACAGACACCAAAGCCUGAGAAAGACAUUCUGAGCCCUGACAAAUCAUUAGAAAAAGAACCGGCACCAGUAAAAGAAACGAAGGUACCUAGCCCAAUUAAGAAAGAUGACGUGACACCGGUCACUGAAAAACCUUCAGAAAAAGAACCUAGCCCACCGAAAGAGGUGCUGAGCCCAGAAAAGCUGGCAGCAAAAGAAUUAUCUCCAGUGACAGAAACGAAGGCACCAAGCCCUGUGAAAGACAUUCUGAGCUCUGAGAAGCCAUCAGAAAAAGAACCAUCACCAGUGAAAGAAACGAAGGCACCAAGUCCAGUUAAGGAAGAUGACUUGACACCGGACACUGAAAAACCUUCAGAUAAAGAACCUAGCCCAGUGAAAGAGGUGCUGAGCCCAGAAAAGCUGACAGCGAAAGAACCAUCACCAGUGACAGAAACAAAGGCACCAAGCCCUGAGAAACACAUUCUGAGCUCUGAGAAGCCAUCAGAAAAAGAACCGUCACCAGUAAAAGAAACGAAGGCGCCAAGCCCAGUUAAGGAAGAUGACUUAACAGCGGUCAUUAAAAAAUCUUCAGGAAAAGAAGCUAGCCCAACAAGAGAAAUGCUGAGCCCAGAAAAGCUUACAUCAAAAGAACCAUCACCAGUGUCAGAAAUAAAGGCAUCAAGCCCUGAGAAAACCAUUCUGAGCUCUGAGAAGCCAUCAGAAAAAGAACCGUCACCAGUGAAAGAAACGAAGGCGCCAAGCCCAGUUAAGGAAAGUGACUUUAUACCGGUUGUUGAAAAAUCUUUAGAAAAAGAACCUAGCCCAGCAAGAGAAAUGCUGAGCCCAGAAAAGCUUACAUCAAUAGAACCAUCACCAGUGUCAGAAAUAAAAGCACCAAGCCCUGAGAAACACAUUCUGAGCUCUGAGAAGCCAUCAGAAAAAGAACCGUUACCAGUAAAAGAAACGAAGGCGCCAAGCCCAGUUAAGGAAGAUGACUUAACAGCGGUCAUUAAAAAAUCUUCAGGAAAAGAAGCUAGCCCAACAAGAGAAAUGCUGAGCCCAGAAAAGCUGACAGCGAAAGAACCAUCACCAGUGACAGAAACAAAGGCACCAAGCCCUGAGAAAGACAUUUUGAGCCCAGACAAACCAUUAGAAAAAGAACCAUCACCAGUAAAAGAAACGAAGGCGCCAAGCCCAGUUAAGGAAGAUGACUUAACACCGGUCAUUGAAAAAUCUUUAGGAAAAGAACCUAGCCCAGCGAGAGAAAUGCUGAGCCCAGAAAAGCUUACAUCAAUUGAACCAUCACCAGUGUCAGAAAUAAAAGCACCAAGCCCUGAGAAACACAUUCUGAGCUCUGAGAAGCCAUCAGAAAAAGAACCGUCACCAGUGAAAGAAACGAAGGCGCCAAGCCCAGUUAAGGAAGAUGACUUAACAGCGGUCAUUAAAAAAUCUUCAGGAAAAGAAGCUAGCCCAACAAGAGAAAUGCUGAGCCCAGAAAAGCUUACAUCAAAAGAACCAUCACCAGUGUCAGAAAUAAAGGCAUCAAGCCCUGAGAAAACCAUUCUGAGCUCUGAGAAGCCAUCAGAAAAAGAACCGUCACCAGUGAAAGAAACGAAGGCGCCAAGCCCAGUUAAGGAAAGUGACUUUAUACCGGUUGUUGAAAAAUCUUCAGAAAAAGAACCUAGCCCAGCAAGAGAAAUGCUGAGCCCAGAAAAGCUUACAUCAAAAGAACCAUCACCAGUGCCAGAAACAAAAACACCAAGCCCUGAGAAAGACAUUCUGAGCCCAGACAAAUCAUUAGAAAAAGAACCGUCACCAGUAAAAGAAACGAAGGCGCCAAGCCCAGUUAAGGAAGAUGACUUAACACCGGUCAUUGAAAAAUCUUCAGAAAAGGAACCUAGCCCAGCAAAUGAAAUGCUGAGCCCAGAAAAGCUUACAUCAAAAGAACCAUCACCAGUGCCAGAAACAAAAACACCAAGCCCUGAGAAAGACAUUCUGAGCCCAGACAAAUCAUUAGAAAAAGAACCGUCACCAGUAAAAGAAACGAAGGCGCCAAGCCCAGUUAAGGAAGAUGACUUAACACCGGUCAUUGAAAAAUCUUCAGAAAAGGAACCUAGCCCAGCAAGAGAAAUGCUGAGCCCAGAAAAGCUUACAUCAAAAGAACCAUCACCAGUGCCAGAAACAAAAACACCAAGCCCUGAGAAAGACAUUCUGAGCCCAGACAAAUCAUUAGAAAAAGAACCGUCACCAGUAAAAGAAACGAAGGCGCCAAGCCCAGUUAAGGAAGAUGACUUAACACCGGUCAUUGAAAAAUCUUCAGAAAAGGAACCUAGCCCAGCAAGAGAAAUGCUGAGCCCAGAAAAGCUUACAUCAAAAGAACCAUCACCAGUGCCAGAAACAAAAACACCAAGCCCUGAGAAAGACAUUCUGAGCCCAGACAAAUCAUUAGAAAAAGAACCGUCACCAGUAAAAGAAACGAAGGCGCCAAGCCCAGUUAAGGAAGAUGACUUAACACCGGUCAUUGAAAAAUCUUCAGAAAAGGAACCUAGCCCAGCAAGAGAAAUGCUGAGCCCAGAAAAGCUUACAUCAAAAGAACCAUCAUCAGUGUCAGAAACAAAAACACCAAGCCCCGAGAAAGACAUUCUGAGCCCAGACAAAUCAUCAGAAAAAGAACCGUCACCAGUAAAAGAAACGAAGGCGCCAAGCCCAGUUAAGGAAGAUGACUUAACACCGGUCAUUGAAAAAUCUUCAGAAAAGGAACCUAGCCCAGCAAGAGAAAUGCUGAGCCCAGAAAAGCUUACAUCAAAAGAACCAUCACCAGUGCCAGAAACAAAAACACCAAGCCCUGAGAAAGACAUUCUGAGCCCAGACAAAUCAUUAGAAAAAGAACCGUCACCAGUAAAAGAAACGAAGGCGCCAAGCCCAGUUAAGGAAGAUGACUUAACACCGGUCAUUGAAAAAUCUUCAGAAAAGGAACCUAGCCCAGCAAGAGAAAUGCUGAUCCCAGAAAAGCUUACAUCAAUAGAACCAUCACCAGUGUCAGAAAUAAAAGCACCAAGUCCCGAGAAAAACAUUCUGAGCUCUGAGAAGCCAUCAGAAAAAGAACCGUCACCAGUAAAAGAAACGAAGGCGCCAAGCCCAGUUAAGGAAGAUGACUUAACAGCGGUCAUUAAAAUAUCUUCAGGAAAAGAACCUAGCCCAACAAGAGAAAUGCUGAGCCCAGAAAAGCUUAUAUUAAAAGAACCAUCACCAGUGUCAGAAAUAAAGGCAUCAAGCCCUGAGAAAACCAUUCUGAGCUCUGAGAAGCCAUCAGAAAAAGAACCAUCACCAGUGCCAGAAACAAAAACACCAAGCCCUGAGAAAGACAUUCUGAGCCCAGACAAAUCAUUAGAAAAAGAACCGUCACCAGUAAAAGAAACGAAGGCGCCAAGCCCAGUUAAGGAAGAUGACUUAACACCGGUCAUUGAAAAAUCUUCAGAAAAGGAACCUAGCCCAGCAAGAGAAAUGCUGAGCCCAGAAAAGCUUACAUCAAUAGAACCAUCACCAGUGUCAGAAAUAAAAGCACCAAGCCCUGAGAAAAAUAUUCUGAGCUCUGAGAAGCCAUCAGAAAAAGAACCGUCACCAGUAAAAGAAACGAAGGCGCCAAGCCCAGUUAAGGAAGAUGACUUAACAGCGGUCAUUAAAAUAUCUUCAGGGAAAGAACCUAGCCCAACAAGAGAAAUGCUGAGCCCAGAAAAGCUUAUAUUAAAAGAACCAUCACCAGUGUCAGAAAUAAAGGCAUCAAGCCCUGAGAAAACCAUUCUGAGCUCUGAGAAGCCAUCAGAAAAAGAACCAUCACCAGUGAUAGAAACAAAAACACCAAGCCCUGAGAAAGACAUUCUGAGCCCAGACAAAUCAUUAGAAAAAGAACCGUCACCAGUAAAAGAAACCAAGGCGCCAAGCCCAGUUAAGGAAGAUGACUUAACACCGGUCAUUGAAAAAUCUUCAGAAAGGGAACCUAGCCCAGCAAGAGAAAUGUUGAGCCCAGAAAAGCUUACAUCAAAAGAACCAUCACCAGUGAUAGAAACAAAAACACCAAGCCCUGAGAAAGACAUUCUGAGCCCAGACAAAUCAUUAGAAAAAGAACCGUCACCAGUAAAAGAAACGAAGGCGCCAAGCCCAGUUAAGGAAGAUGACUUAACACCGGUCAUUGAAAAAUCUUCAGAAAGGGAACCUAGCCCAGCAAGAGAAAUGCUGAGCCCAGAAAAGCUUACAUCAAAAGAACCAUCACCAGUGUCAGAAAUAAAGGCACCAAGCCCUGAGAAAACCAUUCUGAGCUCUAAGAAACCACCAGAAAAAGAACCAUCACCAGUAAAACAAACAAAGGCACCAAGCCCUGAUAUAGACGUUGCGAUCUCUGCGAAACCAUCAGACGAAGAACUGUCACUGGUGAAAGAAGCGAAGUCGCCGAGCCCUGUAAAGGAAGAUGACUUGACACCGAUUAUUGAAAAACUAUCAGUAAAAGAACCUAGCCCAGUAAAAGAGGUGCUAAGCCUAGAAAAGUUUAUAGAAAAAGAACCUUCAGUGACAGAAACAGAGACACCAAGCCCAGAGAAAGAUAUUCAAAAAUCUGCGAAAUUAUCAGAAAAAGAAUCAUCCUCAGAUAAAAUAAAGAAAUCACCAAUCACUAAGGAAGACAUUUUAAGUUCUGCGAAACCAUUAGAAAAAGAAUUGUCUUUAGUGCGAGAUACGAUUGUGUCAAGUCCAGUUAAGGAUGAUGGCUUGAAACCAGUCAUGGACAAACCUUCAGAAAAAGAAUUUAGCCCAGCGAGGGAGGUUGCGAACCCGGAAAAACCUUUCGAAAAAGAACUAUCACCGGUGAUAGAAACAAAGGCACCAAGCCCUGAGAAAGACGUUACGAGCUCUAAGAAACGAUCAGAAAAAGAACCGUCUCCAGUAAAAGAAACGAGGGCACCAAGCCCACUUAAGAAAGAUCACCUAGAACCGGUCAUUGAAAAACCAUCUAAAAAAGAACCUAGCCCAGCAAGAGAAGUGCUUUGCUCAGAAAAUCUUACAGAAAAAGAAACAACACCAGUUAAAGAUAUAAAGACACCAAGCCCUGAAAAAGACAUUCUGAGCUCUAGGAAGCUGUCAGAAAUAGAACCUAGCCCAAUGAGAGAGGGGUUAAGCCCAGAAAAGCCUUCAGAAGAGAAAGACGUUUCGAGCUCUGCAAAGCCAUCAGAAAAAGAACCGUCACCAGUAAAAGAAACGAAGGCGCCAAGCCCAGUUAAGGAAGGUGACUUAAAAUCAGUCAUUGAAAAACCAUCAGAAAAAGAACCUAGCCCAGAAAUAGAGUUGCUGAGCCCUGAAAAGCCUUCACAAAAAGAACUACUACUGGUGACAGAUACAAAGGCACAAUGUAUUAAGAAAGAAGUUUACAGCUCUGUGAAACUAUCAGAAAGUGAACCACCACCAGUGAAAGAAUCAGAAGUAUCAAGCCCAGUUAAGGAGGAUGUCGCGAAACCAGUCAUUGAAAAAUCCUUGGAAAAAGAACCAGUCACUGGAAUAAAAGCACCGAGCCUAGAAAAAGACGUUUCAAACUCUGAAAAGCUAUCAGACAAGAAAUCAUCACUAACGAAAGAAACAAAGCUUCUUAGCUCAGACAAGCAAGAUGACAUGAAAUCUGUGUUUGAAAAAUCCGUGGAAAAAGAACCAAGCUCAGCGAGAGAGGUUCUUAGCGCUGAAAUUCCACCUGAAAAAGAACCGACACCAGACAAAGAUAAGGAAUUAAGCCCUAAUAAUCGGAGCUCAAAGAAGCCAUUUGAAAAACAACCAUCACCAGUUAUAGAAACGAAGGCGCCUCUCUUAGUUAAAGAAGAUCACAUAACACCAGUCAAUAACAAAGAUAUGGGUGUGAGUUAUAAAAAAGAACAAAGAUUAGGGUCUACGUUACACGAAAUUGAUAUGUUUGAUUUACAUCAAUUUUCUUUUGUUGAGGAUACUUCCGUCUCACAAGAAAAACAAGAAAAAACGCUUUCAGUUAAUGGCAAAAACGUAUUGCAGAUUUUAACAAUAACUACAACUAAAGAAAUUUUAACAAACGAGACGAGAUCAUGUCGCAAACUCAGAACAUCUAUCGUAACUGUAACUGAGUCUAUUUUGCCUGACGGAAUUAGAGAAGAAACUAAAGAUAUUAAAGUUUAUAUUUCUGAUUACGGAUUUGAAUUAGACACUACUGAUGACUUUGAAGAAAUCGGUUCGCCAACUGUUGAAACUGUUACCGAGACUAAAUUAAUUUUUAUUAAUCAAGAACAAAUAGAGCAAACUAUAACAAAGAAGACUAUUAGACAAUAUUUACGAAAUAAACAUAAUGAUGUUAAAAUAAUAAGGGUAACUGUCGAAAUCGUUACUGAAGAUAUUAAACCAGAUGGUUCCAAAAACAUUACAACCAGCGAAUAUGUUACAUUUUUGGAUGAAUCUUUUAAUUUAAAACCAAUUGAAGAGUAUAUUCAUUCCAGUAAACUAGAUACAUUAAUGUCAACAUUACCUGAUCAAACAGCUGCUAGUUCAAGUAUAUUUAAUGUUAAGUCGUCUACAGAUGUUAUUGAUACUCCUGAAGGAUUUUAUCUUAUAAGGGAGCCUAAAGAAAUCAUUACUAAAAAGACAGAAUUCGUUGUCGAAAAUGAUGUUACAAUUAAAAGAAGAACUACGAUUACAGAAGUAAAACAUAUUUUUGCAGAAAAACACUCUAGCACAUAUAGGACUAGAACCAACAUCAGAACAACCAUUGAAGAUGAAUACCCCGAUGGAAGUACUUCUAUAAAAUCUAGCGAAAAGAUAUUUAUUACUGAUGAUAUCUACGAAGAAGAUAAAGUAGAAAAUACCUACACAGAAGUAACGGACGAAUUUGAUGGGUUUGAACUAUUAAAUGAUCCAAUUGAAGAGAUCGAAACAAAUACUGUUUCUAUUACAGAAAAUGGUAUACCUAUAAAAAGAAAGUUUAUUAUUAAAAAAGUAACAAAAUAUUUUUAUAAUCUUUCGAAAAUGGUACAACGUAUGAAAAUUAUUGUUACAACAAUUACAGAAGAUGAGUUCCCAGAUGGUAACGUUAGUAUCAAAACUAGUGAAGAAAUUUCAAUCAAAGAUGACAUUUUACAUCCCAAUUUAGUAAAGGAAAAGAAAAAUGAAGAGGACAAUAUAACAAUCGAAAUGGAAAAACACAAAGAAAUAGAUAUUAAUGAACAAAAAUCAGUUCAAUUGAAUGGUCAUUCUUUUGUAGAAAAUUUACCAGUCACAACAAGCCAACAUGAACGUGAGUCAUCAAGCAAUAAACAAGAGAUAUAUAUUUCAAAAAUGAACGAUUUGUGUGAUACAACUGCAAACUUUGAAAAUUUAAGUAUGCAAGACAUUUUAUUACCAAAAAAAACUCACGACGAAAUCAACAAAAGCUUAAAAGCAUCUACUCGGAUAAAUUUAGUACAAGAAACUGAGCAACUAUUACACGAAGAAAGGUCAUUAACAUCACAGCAUGUACCUGUAUUAAAAAAAAGUAAAGACUUAUCAAGUAAAAGUGAGUUUGAUCAAAAUGUCACAUCUUCAACUGAUAACAUUAAUAUUGAUGGAGAAAAUAUCUUGAAAACAAUAGUUCACAGUAGUUCCGAAGAUAUUUCAAAAGAAACAAGCUUAGAAGAGAAAUAUUCUUUUGAAAGUACCGAAAAGAGUGAAAAAUCGGGUAUUAAGAAAUUAAAAGAAAGUGAUGAAUUUUCAAAAUCUAAAGAUCAAAGUACAUGCUUCACGAGUUUACAAUCAAAAUCUUUAGGUGGUGAUCUUGAGUUAUCAAAAGAUGAAAUUAUAUUAUCAGAAGCCUCAGAUUCAGGAGUACAUAGUAUUGUUACAGAAUGUGAUCAAUCGAUUCCUACAGUUUGCUCUUCAUUGUUUACUGACAAUGUAGAUCAUUUUAUGCAAUCUAUUCAUGAAGCUUUUAGUGAAGAUAAAGUACAACAAGGUAUAAAAACGGAAAGUAUUGAGCCUCUGAUAGUUUGUCCUGAGGAUGACAGGGUAUCAACACCUCCAACUGUUCCUGUAAGUCCAUUGCCAAAAAUACCUAGUAAUUUCCAAGAUAUUAAAAUGAGUGAUGGUGUCCAAAGUGAAGUAACAUAUGACAAGUCUGAUGGUACUGAAGAAACUAUAACAAAAGUUGUACAUGUUGGCGAUGAUAUACUAACACAAAAAAUAUCGACUUCGACUGAAAAAGUUCCGAAAUAUAGCUCAGAGAAGGAUGAAACUUCUGACAUUUCAACUUUAUUGCAAACAAUGGGCAAAAUAAAAACUGAAACUGAUACAGUGACAAAAAUAAUCAAAGAAGGUGAAAACGUUGUAACACAAACAAUUACUACAGUCACAACAAAAGAAAUUAUUUCCAGGGAAGACGGAACUCCGCAAAAUGUUAAAACUACCAUCGAAACUACUACUCUGAGUAAAAGUUCAGAUGGUUCCACGACAACCACCAAAGAUACUCAAACACUUUUAUCAGAGUGCUCUUCUACUCUUAAAUCUACCUCUUUAAUGGAUUUAUACGCAAAAGAUAAAAAAAUUGAUAAAUUAUAUCUAGAUACGAGUAAUGACAAAACUGAGCAUAUAUCAGAACACAAAGAUGUUUGUGAGAGUUCUCGUAAAACUCCUUUGAAAUUUAAAGACGAAUUAACUGAUGGGCUUUUCAAAUCAGAGUAUAUAUUGGAAUCUGAUGACUCUGAUGAUAAUGUUGAAGAUACUAUUAUUGAUACGGAUGUUAGCAAGCGAAUUAUCAAAGAUAAUGAUAAAGAUAUUAUUGAAACCGUAACAACUGUAACAAAAAAAGAAACAAUUAGAGUAAACGUUAAUAAAAAAAUUAUUAAGACGACUAUUGAGACGAACAUAACUAAAGAGAAUCCUGAUGGUUCUAGGGAUAUUCAAAAAAAUGUAGAAGUUAAGACAGAAGAAGUAUUGGUUGAUGCUGAUGCCAAUAAUCUAGACAAUAUUUUGUCUGAAUUUGUAUUAUAUGGAGAUCCUGAAGAAACAGUUUCAACAAAAUCAGAAGAAAUUAACAAAGGUGAUAUCAUUGUCAAAAGAACUACGUUAACUAGGACUAUCAAAACAAAGUAUGCAGAUAGUUAUGGUAAAAUACAAAAGAUUAAGUUUGUUACUACUGUAACAACUACAGACGAUUAUCCAGAUGGCUCAUCUCGUACAAAAAUUGAUUGCAGCACUUCUUUAUCUGAUGUGGAAGACACAGAUGUUAUAGAAACAACGGAACUUAUUGAUUAUACAAUACUAGAGGAGAAGACAGUAAACGUUGAUAAAGUCGAAAAAUCUAUCAUUAUUGAAGGGAAAACGAUUAAUCAAAUUAUCACAACAAUAGUCACAACGGAAGUUCUUGCUAAUAUAGAUCUAUCUAAGAAAAAAAUAAAAACAACAACAGAAACUGUUACUGAAUCCAUAUAUCCCGAUGGAAUCACUGAAGUAAAUAAACAAUCUAAAGUUGUUAUUUCAGAUUUUAUAACUGAUAAGGAGGAUGACUUACCAGAAGGUUUCAUUAGCGCAGGAGAUCCUAAAGUAGAAAUUAAGGAAGAAACAGAAGUUAUUACUGUGAAUGGAAUAAAUAUUAGAAGAAAAACAAUAGUGACAAUCACAAAACAAGAAUUUCACAAUUCUCUUGAAAAUAUUAAACGAAUUAAAACAGUUACAAAAACAGUUCUAGAAGAUGAGCACCCUGAUGGAUCUGUUAUUACAAAAACUAGUGAAAAAACUUCGAUAACCGAUGAAAUACUAAACACAUCACAAAUAACACAAAUACACAAAGACGUAAUUAAAGAAGAACCGACCUCUACAUCUAUUUCUGAAGACAGUCAUAUUGAAGAACUAUUAAAAGAAUUUACAUUGGUUGGUGAUCCAGAAGAAACAGAAACAAGUGAUGUUAAAGAAAUAAAACAUGAAGACCUAGUGAUAAAUAGGACAAUUGUAACUAAAAUAGUUAAAACAAAAUAUGCCGAUACAUAUGGUGCUAUUAAAAAAAUAAAAACUUUAACAACUAUUACAACUACAGACAACUACCCCGAUGGCUCGUCACGCAUUAGUGUAGAGAAAAAACAGUCAAUAGCUGAUAUUGACGAAGAAGGUUUGUCACAACCUGAAGAACUUCAGGAAUUUACCAAGUUGAUUGACAAAACCGUAGACGUUGAUAAUCAUCAAAAAACUAUAAUAAGAGAUGGCAAUAAUGUUAACCAGAUUAUUAAUAUUAUGACUACAAAAGAAAUACUUGCAACGAAAAAUGAAGAAAAAAAAAUUGUCAAAACAACUACUGAAACUAUAACUGAAACUCAAUUACCAAAUGGAAUAACUGAAGUUGCGAAAGACGUGAAAGUUGCUAUCACUAAUUAUAAUGACGAGUCAUUUGAUGAGAAUCUAAUAGGUUAUACACAAAUUGGCGAACCAGAUAUUCAAACGAGUACCGAAAUUGAUGAAUUUGUUGAAAAUGGCGUUGCAAUUAAAAGAAAGAAAACUAUAACGACAAUUAAAGAAGAAUUUGAAAAUAUGAAAAUUAAAUCUAGAAAAGUUAAAACAACUGUGAAAACUACUACUGAAGAUGAAUACCCUGAUGGAUCAGUUAUAACUAAAAGAAGCGAAAAAGUUUCUAUCGGAGAUUUUCUACUUAAGUCUCCUUCUAUUAACGAUGAUAAUAAGGACGUUUCAGAAUCAUAUAUUGGAGAGAGUGAAAUAGUGGAAGAUUCUUCUGAGGAUUCUAUAGUUAAACACGAAGUAGUACAAAAAGACAAUGUAACAGUUAAACGUACAAUUACUACCAAAACGAAGCGUGAAAUUCUUGCAAGCUCUGAUAAAGAUAUUGAACGUACUAGAACUACAAUAGAAACAAUAACGGAUGAUGAGUAUCCUCAUGGCGUAAUAGAAACUACUAAAGAUAUUAAAAUAACUAUUUCAGAGUCUCAAAAAACUUACGACAGUGACUUGCAAGCAGCUCUUCGAGGUUUAAAGCCUACGGGUAAAGUUAAAUCAUCAGUUGACAAGAAAACGAAGGUGAUAUUUACAGAUGAUUCAAAAAAAAUAAAUCAGACAAUCACAACCUACGUCAAUAAAGAAGAAAUGAUCAAUAGCGGAAACAAUCAAGUUGCUGUUAAAACCGUUACAGAAACUGUAACAGAAAAUGCUAAUGAGGAUGGUACUACUCAAAUAAACAAUGAUAUAAGCACACAAGUGACCUAUCUUCCUCAAGGUACGGGACUUGAAGAUUGGUCUCCAGAAGAAUUAGAAGAAAUAGAAAAACAAUCACUACUACGAAGUGACGCUAGAAAAGCUAAACAAGAUGAUAAACCGACAAUAAAUAAGUUAUAUUUAGAAAAUAAAGUCGAAUCACAACCUGAAACUAUAGUAAAAAAACGCUCUCCUAUAGGAGAAAUUACUACAGAAACUGACACAUUUACUAAAGUUGUAAAAGAUGGUGAUAGUGAAGUAGUACAAACCAUAACUGUAGUUACAACUAAAGAAGUUGUAAGUCCUGAAAAAAUUAAAGUUACCGUAGAAACUACAACAGUAAGUAGAGGCAGCGAUGGUGUAACAAAAACGACAAAAUCUACUAAAACUACUGUAUCAGAAAUAAAGGAAGAAUUUGAAGAAAUAAUAGAUACAGGCGAAAGUGAAAAAUCAUAUUCCAAACAUUCUUCCAAAACCGGUGAUAUGAGAAGUUCAUCUGCGGCUAGUGAUGAUUUAGAUCAUCCCGGUAUAUCAUCACCGCCGUCUGAUAUUAGUUCUAGAGAAUCGAGAGCUGCUACGCACAUUUGGGGCACAGAAAGUAGUGGUAUGUAUUAUAGUGACGAUGAUGGACAAGUAAGUCCGAGUAGUACAAAGUCGCAGAUAGCUCAUUCACCACGAUCAAACCUGAGCCUUGAACUGGACACAAAAUUACCAUCCCAGCGGGAAACUAGUCAUGAAAUGUUAGGAAAAGUAGAAUGUGAUAUAAUGUCAACCUCAAUUUACGGUCAAUUACCUGAUGAUGAUUCAUGCACAUAUUCAACUCACUCUGAGGAGAAGACUGAAACUCUCGUAAUAGAUAAGCCACUUACAAAAAUAUCCGACGAAUUUCUAAUACAUGAACAAGUGGAGUCCUCUAAAUGUAGUAUUAAAACGUCUGAUGCUUCGUUUUUAAAAGAAGCUGACGAACACUUUGAAAAAGCAAUUGAAGAACAUAAGAAAGUCAGUGGUUCUGAAGUGAUAUCAACAGUUACAGGUAAAUAUAAACUUGAUCAAGGGACUUAUUCAGAUGAUGCACAAAGCGUAUCUAAAAAGGAGGAGAGUUCUUUGACGCUUAAAGAUGUUAAAGUUGAAUCGAAAAAAGUUCCUCAGACGAGUUCGUCAACAAGUAAAGAAUCUAAAUCAGAAUUAUCAGAUCGCUCUGAUUUAUGCAGUCCUCUCCACGACCCGAUACAAUCGUGGGGUAAGCCGUUAGGUUUGCCUAGUCCUAUUUUACCACCAGCCAAUCAAAGCGAUGGUAAGAGUACACCAAAAAAACAACAAGUAAAUUCAACGGUAGCUAAUAAAAAUAAGCUUAAUCAGGAAAAGAGUAAAGAAGUGAAACGAGCUUCAGAAUCACCAAUCAAGAAGAAGGCACCAGCCCCUAUAUAUAUGGAUUUAACGUAUGUUCCUCACCAUGGGAAUUCUUACUAUUCAGCCGUUGAAUUCUUCAAGAGAGUCCGUGCACGUUAUUACGUAUUUUCUGGGACUGAACCAUCAAAAGAAAUUUACAACGCGCUGCUUGAUGCCAAGAAGACUUGGGAAAAUAAAGAUUUAGAAGUGACCAUCAUUCCCACGUACGAUACAGACGUACUCGGCUACUGGGUGACCGAGAACGAGGAAGCCCUGGAAAGAUACAAGAUUGACCUGUCGCCUUCCGCUUCCCGCUGCACCAUCAACCUGCAAGACCACGAGACAUCCUGCGCGGCAUACAGGCUGGAGUUCUAGGUGUCGGGUCUAUUUGUAGCCUUCUCAUCGAAGAAGUGAUGCCCUCUUAUACAAAGCUAAGUACUUUUGAAUGGGGAACCAAAGUAUCAGUUAUAUGUUGUAGGAAAUUUAGGCUGUGAUAAAGAACCGAGCAUUCAAAAGUACUUAAGUAGGACACUUUUCCGCAUGAGAUAGUUUGCAAAUAGAUGCAGUUAAAGACUAUGUGAUAUCGAAUGCAAUGUAAAGCACUGCUGUGAGUUUAAGGAAACUGUACUCGUAAUAUGUGUGAGGUGUAGACGAAGGCCCGACGACGCCUCGACGACGGUUCGACGGCGACCGACGACAGCCCGACGAAGGCCCGACGGCUCCCCGACGACGCCUCGACCGCAUCCAGUUCGAACGUCAAAAAAUUCUCGACCUAAGAACAGAAACGUCCAUUUUUUUCUAAAACUGUUUUCUAGUAGCGUCAUUGACAAAAAAUAGUACAUGCCAUUAAAAUAUUUUUCUGACAGUAUUUUUGAAUUUGGUCUUAUACAAUCAGUAGUGCUUUUAUACACGAUUUUUAGCGAAACCAGUCCAUUUUAUUUAGCCAAAACACCGCUUGUGCGAGAAAUCUAAAUUUUUUGAAAUUAUUUUGCUAAAGCAUCGACUUCUAAAUAGGGCGUAAUGUUAUACGAAUAAGUAUACUUCUUGCAAACAAGGCUAACCGUUGUUUUAAUAAAUCGCGUUAUAAAAGGACGUAAAUAUUUUAAAUGUAAGUCCUAUACUGAUUGAAUAGAGGAUCAUAUUUUCAAGGACGAGCGAUAAAUUUCAUCUAAAUUACACAAAUAAUUUUGUAAAUGAUUGAAGUUUAAAAAAAUAUAGAUAUUUAAAUAAUUGUCUUAAAAAGACGCUUACGAACGUCUAACGACGAGCUAGUGCUGCUUGCACUUCUUACAUUAUUGUUGAUAGAAUCGACGUCAUUCUGUUCAAUACUAUUCUAGAAAGACAAAAAUUUGGUCAUAUUUGCUAGUUCUCCCAAACAACCACACGUAGUAAUCAAAAGAUUGAAAUAAAAUAGAUUCCUCGAUAUUUUUUUUCAAUCAUAAGUUAUUUGUGUUUCGUUACACCAGUAGUUGACAAUGGACCAAACAUUUUGUUGAAUGUCAAUGAAAACAUUUUAUCCCAGUCAUAUAAUAUGGAAAUAACUGAAAAGUGCCUGAAUUCAAUUAUUUCUGUGUCACUGUAUCCCAUUUAUACAUAAUUGUUAUUUGAACAAUACCGGACGAUGGUCAAUGCAAAGUAUUUUUGUCUUUCUAGAUAACCGAUCAGCCUAAAGACGAUAGAGAGCUUACUCCAUAUUGAAUAAAUGUUUUAUUAGAUUUAUGAAAACAAAUAAAACGAUAUAUUUACCUUUGUUUUAAGUUGAAAUCUGCUUGUUGCGUCGAUGACUAUGAUAUAGUUUAAGUGGGUGUUGUUUAAAUUUAAAUCAUUCGUGUACAGACUACAAAAUGCUAACAGAAUCUCUUGAUUUUAUUAUCGUUUUUGGCAUAGUUUAUGUGUACGGUCUCCGUUUACGGCAGACAGUUUGUAUUUCUAGUCGAGCCCAGCCCAAAUACAGACACGUAGUAGUAUUAUAUGUUCCUAUGUGAAUUGAUUUUUAGUAUUUUUAUCUAUUGUUUUCAAUUUAAUGUAACUAACCUACGUGUAACUUAUAGACUUCCCUUUUAGAAGAAUAUUCGUUUAAAUCUUAUACUGUUACAUUCAAAUUGUGUGAGAGAAUGUGAUAUUGAUUAAAAUCAUCAAAUCGUACAUCUAGUCUAGUGUAAGCUGUAAGAGAACUUUCCUGAAAUAAAUAAAAAGAUUCCUCCUUUCAUUGUUUGCCAAUUCAAGUGAAGAUUUUGAGUCAAUUAAUUUUAAGUCAUCCAUAGUGUUAAGCCGAACUCUGUCAUCGCUUUCUUUGCCAAACUUUUCUAAACUAUAUAGAAGCUAAACGAAUAGAGAAUACGAUUCUGAGUAUUUGGUGACACCUGCACAAUGUACCGACAUCAUUAAAGCAUUAUCAGAUCCAUAAAAUAAUAUAUUGUAUACUAUGAUGAUAUAUUUAUUUUGUAUUGUAACAAUAUUGUGAGUAUGAAUGUGAAUUUAUUUUAUAGUUAUAUGGAUAUUAUUAUCAAUAUUAAAUAUGUUAACAGAGUGUUGGUUGGUGUGAGCACAACGUUUCUUCUGUUUCCGAUUGUCGUGAAAUGCUUUUACCAGUUGUGAGUGGGACUAAACAGGGAGAUGAAUGGAGGUGUAAACGAGCGUCCGCGGGCGGUGCAUCGCCGGAGAACAUCCUAGGCCCGUUGCGUUGGCGCCUGCCGCUGGGUUAGACGACUUAGGCUUCCGCUUGCCGCACGGCAAAGUGCUCCGCUGUAAUAUAGUUCUAUAGCGAUUUCUGACUUUACUAUUAUGUGUUCAAUACUCCAGAUUCCGCUAUCGCUUGUUGACAUCUACCCGCAAUGCACCGAACGCGGACAAAGCUUUUUGAGUGUUAGGGGUUCUUUCACUGGCUCCAUCCUGUCGAGCCAGCUCCAACCAUCCGCUGGCGCUGGAGCCAGACCCAAAGUUUACUAUUGUAUUUUAUAGCUAGAACUCUAAUUAAUGCAUAUUAUAUUAGGAAUAUUAAAAAUGUUAUUAAUAUAAGAAUUGUAUCAGCUUAGUGAACAUCAAUAGCUCUGAGAAAUAAAUCAUUAUUAAAAUUAUUAAAUGUUGUAUUCUUGGUUAUCACGUUCGCUGUUUUAUAUUUUACUGAAUUAAUCUGACGAACUUGGUCUGAAAUAUCUUACAAAUUAAUAUCUACCUAUCCGUUUACAAUGUACCGUAUCAUUUACUGUGGUAAUAUUAAUUUGACAUCAAAAUGACUUUUUUAUUAGUCCUAUCUAUCCGAUGUUAUCUGUUACCUUUACUUUUUAUUACUUAAUAAGUUGUUAGAUUUACUUCAGUUUUAUUUGUAAAUCUAUUGUAUAUCCGGGCUAUCUGAAAUCUUGAAUGGAAAUUAGUAAUGGUUUGUACUCGUAGAAGUUGGAUAUUGAGGUUUGAAUAGGCUUUGUGGUGCUAACAGCUAUGCUGGGGGAGUAUGCUGUGUUGUUUUGAUUGUAUUUCCUAAAUAAGCAGAGACUUAUUAUCAUAUUAAUUAUUUUAAAAUUAUGUUUAUUCUAAAUUGUAACUUUUAUCGUAGUCUUUGCUUAUUUCGGAAAUGGCACAUGUGUAACACGCUUAAUGGUUAGAGACUGACUUGUGUCUGUUUUAGGAGCGGUGGUAUGAACAUUUGAUUUAACAAGCUUAUAUCUUCAAAAUCAUUGUUUUAUUUAAUAACAUUAAUAUGAUAGAGAAUUAGCAAAUAACUACAGCGCCUGGAUAAAUUCCAGCAACAGUUUUGUGAAUUAACGGUAUUGCUAUUAUAAAACACUAGGCGCAGUUAAUCUUGCUAAUGUUACGUAAUCUAGAAUUUUGCGUCUGAUUUCGCUUGUGUUUGUAAUUCGGAAAAAUUAUAGUUUUUCUGUGAUUAUUUUUUUUUAUUCGAAAUUCUCAAUUGUUUAAUAAUUUAAAUAAUGAUGUCCUCACUUGGAUGUUUUAGGUAUUUGUAACGAUUUCUGUAUUAUUGUAAAAUGAUAUAAUAAUAUAAUGACCACUCAUUGUAUCAGUCAUGUCGCUAUUCUCCAUUCAGCGUGUUUGGUGAGGUGUUAGGAUCAUUACAAGUAAUAAAAAUAUUUCAAAACAA